AUGCCUCCCAUUCUAGAGGGUCUCCAGGCCAACGUCCAAACCGCAUUCAGCUUCUUUGGCCAUGUACCAACAAUCGUGCUCGUUCCAGCGGCUGCCGUUUACCUCAUCUGGACUACCGUCUACAACCUGUACUUCCACCCGCUGAGCUCAUAUCCUGGACCGAAACUAUGGGCCAUUACCGAGAUCCCCUGCGCGCUCAUGAUGGUCCCGGGAGAAUCCCACAAGCAGACGUUGGAGCUUCACAAGAAAUACGGCCCGGUAGUCAGGCUCGGGCCAAACUGGCUCAACUACGGCCAGCCGGAAGCCUUUCCGCUGAUAGCCGGGCACCGCAAGCCGGGAGCCGGAGUGAAUGAAAAGCACGACAGGACAUGGGAGACCCUUCGAGACACCAUCAUCGGGUCCAAGCGCGAGAACCACACGCGGUACAGGAAGGCACUGGCCCACGGCUUCACAGCCCAGGCCAUGCGCGACCAGCAGCCACUCAUCAUGACGUACGCAGACCUGCUGGUUCAGCGCAUAGGCGAGCACAGCGAUGGAGGGAACAAGGCUCUCGAUAUGGCAGCUUGGUGUAAUUGGAUAACAUUCGAUAUCAUUGGCAAUCUCACCUUCGGCGAGCCCUUCGGCGGCCUGGAGAAUGUGGCCUACCACCCGUGGAUCUCAAUGCUCUUCCAGGCACUUGGGGCUACAUUCCCACGGACAAGGUAA
This is a messenger RNA of Diaporthe citri, 705 nucleotides long. RefSeq lists its product as uncharacterized. Gene Ontology annotation, molecular function: oxidoreductase activity, acting on paired donors, with incorporation or reduction of molecular oxygen; monooxygenase activity; iron ion binding. The record is from RefSeq and is a predicted model, not a curated record. NCBI's taxonomy places the organism in Eukaryota, Fungi, Ascomycota, Sordariomycetes, Diaporthales, Diaporthaceae. The coding region runs from base 1 to 705 and encodes 234 amino acids. The transcript is spliced from 3 exons.